GCCAAACCACCUUGAUCGUUUUCAUCCGCCCUGAAUCCUCGUCUCUUUCCUCCGCCUCCUCUCCGGCGAGAUUAAUAAGAAGAGGGAGGAGAAGGAGGUGGUUUAUCAUCGCCGUGACCAUUUUUGAGUCAUUAAUUUGAUUGAUUAACCGAUCAUGGGGCGGAGAAGGGGUUCGGCAGUAAAUAAGCUAUUCGCUUGGGUUCGUAGGCAAUCGAUGAAGGUGAAGAUCUUUUUUGGUAUUACAUUUAUUAUAUCUUCCCUCGUUGCUCUCAGAUACUUGAUCAAAGACACCAAUCAAUUCUUCGUUGCAUCUGAAUCUGUUCAUGCCGCUGGUAUCGUUGUUCUCAUUUAUAAGCUGACCACACAAAAAACAUGCUCUGGCCUUUCAUUGCAGACACAAGAGCUCACAGCCAUGUUUCUAGCUGUAAGAUUGUUUUGUAGCUUUAUGAUGGAACAUGACAUUCACACUGUUCUGGAUUUUGCUACUUUGGUGUCUACUCUUUGGGUCAUUUACAUGAUCCGAUUCAAGCUGAAAGCAACCUACAAUGAAGAUCUAGACAAUAUGCCCAAAUAUUAUCUGGUGGUGCCCUGUGCUAUUCUUGCUCUGUUUAUUUACCCGCAUACUUAUCAUUCUCACCUGAGCAAAGUUAUGUGGGCAUUCUGCGUGUACUUGGAAGCAAUUGCAGUUCUUCCUCAGCUUCUUUUUAUGCAGAAAACAAAGAUGAUUGAACCAUCUACCGCCCAUUACGUGUUUGCACUGGGAGUUGCAAGAUUUUUGGGAUGUGCUCACUGGAUCAUCCAGGUGUAUGAAUCGGCUGGAGCAUAUCUGUUCUUAUUAGGAAGCGGCUACUUAUGGCUGCCAAUGGUGUUGCUAGCAGAGUCGGUUCAAACAUUCAUCUUGGCAGACUUCUGUUAUUACUACGUUAAGAGUGUUGUGAACGGUGAACUUCUAGUUAGUCUGCCACCGGUCUAGCAAAACUUUGGCAUGGAUGUCUGAGGUCUAAGUCCCGUGGAUUAAAAAUGUACAUUUAGUUUACACGUUUUUGGUGGGUGGUGUUGUUGCUAAACCGAAGAUUCUCGGCUUUUUAUCAUCUCAUUCUGAUGAGAUGUGUCAAUCAAGGCCAGGGAAAACUUAGCUUGUUUCUGAUUUUUGAAUGUUGUUUUUUAUAAUUUGUAGGGUGAUCUUGUACAAAUCAAAAGUUGUAUUGCUGAAUUUUUGAAUUUGUUGUCACUUUCAACUUAGAAAAUCUUUGUGUCAUGUUGCAAUAACUUGGUUUUUCCA
This is a messenger RNA of Cynara cardunculus var. scolymus (artichoke), 1282 nucleotides long. RefSeq names its product putative ER lumen protein-retaining receptor C28H8.4. Bases 155 to 973 code for a protein of 272 amino acids. The record is from RefSeq and is a predicted model, not a curated record. Gene Ontology annotation, cellular component: membrane. The transcript is spliced from 6 exons. Gene Ontology annotation, biological process: protein retention in ER lumen. Gene Ontology annotation, molecular function: ER lumen protein retrieval receptor activity. NCBI's taxonomy places the organism in Eukaryota, Viridiplantae, Streptophyta, Magnoliopsida, Asterales, Asteraceae.